GGAAGUUGUGUGUUUUCUCUGGCGGCUAGCUUGACGGUCCCUAGCAGCUGGUUAGCAUCGAUGCUAAGCGGCUAACCGACUCCGAGUCUCUGCCGUCGGUCGCGAUGGAAACAUGAGCUCGACGUCACAGGUGAACAACGUCAUUAGUCUGACAAUUGUUCUCUUCAACGCUCCGACUCGUCAUUAGCCAGUUCGCUAACAGGCGCGUUGCCGCAACAAUCAGCGACAUCCGCGGUCCACUCCAGCCCCCGCCCCCCCCUCCCCUCCCGCACGGUUUCACCGCAAACCCCCGCAGUUUGACAGAAGUCCGAUGGAGACGAACGCGCCGAAGAGACGAGACAGUAAGAAGUCGCUGCGCGUGAAGGUCAUCAGCCUCGGGAACGCCGAGGUGGGGAAGAGCUGCAUCAUCAAACGAUACUGUGAGAAGAGGUUCGUCCCCAAGUACCUGGCGACGAUCGGCAUCGACUACGGGGUCACCAAAGUUCAGGUCCGCGACAGAGAAAUCAAAGUGAACAUCUUCGACAUGGCCGGACAUCCCUUCUUCUACGAAGUGCGUAACGAGUUCUAUAAGGACAGUCAGGGGGUCCUGCUUGUGUACGACGUCGGCCUGCGGGACAGCUUCGACGCCCUCGACAGCUGGCUCGGCGAAAUGAAACAGGAAAUGGGCUCCCAGGCCAACAUGGACAGCAUCGUGUUCAUCGUCUGUGCCAACAAGGUGGACCUGACGAAGCGACGGGUGGUGGACGAGGGCGAGGGUCGACUGUGGGCGGAGUCACGAGGGUUUCACUACUUCGAGACGUCGGCUCAGAGCGGCGAGGGAAUCAACGAGAUGUUCCAGGCCUUCUUCUCGUCCAUCACCGACAUGUGUGAAAAUGGCGGGAAGCGUCCGGUGGCUGAGGUCAGCGUGGGCUUCACCAAGGAGCAAGCCGACACCAUCCGACGCAUCCGCAACAGCAAAGACUCAUGGGACAUGUUGGGCGUGAAACCCGGCGCCACGCGGGAGGAAGUGAACAAGGCGUACAGGAAGCUGGCCGUGCUGCUGCACCCGGACAAGUGCGUCGCCCCCGGCAGCGAAGACGCCUUCAAGGCCGUGGUGAACGCUCGCACGUCGCUGUUGAAGAACAUUAAAUAACGUACAGACACAAACUGUCCACGGACGAUUCACCAACUCACGCUCCGCACAACAAACUGUUUAUUUAUUUAUUUAUCUAUUAUUUAUUUAUCACGUGUGAAGCUCAUGUGCCAUGUUGUUGACAACGUCUGGUUGAUGACCAGGUUUUGUUUGUGUGUGUGUGUGUGUGUGUGUGUGUGUGUGUGUGUGUGUGUGUGUGUGUGUGUGUGUGUGUGUGUGUGUGUGUGUGUGUGUGUGUGUGUGUGUGUGUGUGUGUGUGUGUGUGUGUGUGUGUGUGUGUGUGUGUGUGUGUGUGUGUGUGUGUGUGUGUGUGUCUCACAGUGAAACGUUUGUUGAUCAUCUGCGAAUUAUUGAAACAAAUCCAGUCCGUAAAGUAACAAACAACAGUUUUUUAUUAAUUAUUACUUUUAUUCUGAAUUAAUUCACAUUUCACAGCCUUUAAAAUGCUGAAGCUACAUACUUGUUAGCAUGAAGCUACAUACUCGCUAGCAUGAAGCUACAUACUCGCUAGCAUGAAGCUACAUACUCGUUAGCAUGAAGCUACAUACUCGUCAGCAUGAAGCUACAUACUCGUUAUUAUGAAGCUACAUAUGUGUUAUGAUGAAGCUACAUACUCGUUAGCAUGAAGCUACAUAUGCGUUAUGAUGAAGCCACAUACCCGUUAGCAUGAAGCCACAUACGCGUUAGCAUGAAGCUACAUACGCGUUAUUAGGAAGCUACAUACGCGUUAUGAUGAAGCUACAUACGCGAUAUGAUGAAGCUACAUACUCGUUAGCAUGAAGCUACAUACUCGUUAUUAUGAAGCUACAUACUCGUUAGCAUGAAGCUACAUACGCGUUAUGAUGAAGCUACAUACUCAUUAGCAUGACGCACAUCCACACUUUCUAAAGCCUGUUGCCAAAUCAUUGACGCAUGUUAAAUAUAGAAAAUGAACUUUUGUAUUCGUCACGUGGUCGAACCUGUCAAGUCCUCACAAACAUCCGCACACACCACGACCUGGCGCCACCUCCUGGUGACGCCGGGUCGCUGCAACCAAGAGAAGAGACCGUGUCCGGGUCUCGAACUCCCGACUUCACUGGUUCAUUAGUGAGGGAACCAGUCGUCUGAUGUUUACUGGGGGGCGGAGUCAGCUUCAUAAAGUGUCCAUAAGAUUUAUAAUGAUUUAAAUCUUCCACUUGUGUCACCACACAACAACCUGUUCCCUGACUAACUGGUGCCUUCUGUCUGCAUAUAUUAUUAUUUUUAUUAAUAUUAACAUCUAUUCUAUCUGCCCUCGUAUUCACAUCAUUUACUUCAAAAUCAUCACUUACAAACUGUAAAAGUGAUCCAGACUCGUUCCUGCUCUCAGAUAUUAACUCAUGUUCCCUCAUUUAUUCAAGAUAUUGAAGAUGUUCUGUUCAAAUUCAUAAUGUGACCCCGAACAAGUUGUACAUAAAACAAAGACUGAAAAAACGUUUUCCUCAAACGACCUUCUGUCAAUCAAAAAGUCACUGUCAAUAUUCAGCCGUUUGGCUCUUUUGCCUCGAGUAAAAAUCAUAUCACAUGACGACGUCUUUACCUGAACGAGAGCAUUUCCAUGGCGACGGUGAGUGUUGGUUUACUGAUCAUGUUUCAUACUGUAAAUAAGUGACGCAGCAUGGAUACGUCAUCAUAUCUGUUUUUAUCUACAUGUCAUAUCUAUAUGCGAUCAAACCUGUGGAUGCACAGGAUGAAUAAAUGUCUGAGCUCCUA
Messenger RNA from Scophthalmus maximus (turbot), 2863 nucleotides. It is a transcript of the gene dnajc27, whose product is annotated as DnaJ (Hsp40) homolog, subfamily C, member 27. Gene Ontology annotation, molecular function: GTPase activity; GTP binding. The transcript has 7 exons. NCBI's taxonomy places the organism in Eukaryota, Metazoa, Chordata, Actinopteri, Pleuronectiformes, Scophthalmidae. The record is from RefSeq and is a predicted model, not a curated record. Bases 311 to 1132 code for a protein of 273 amino acids.